GCCGGCUCCUUCUGAAAGCUCAGUUGGGGUUUCCCAACCACCGGUUGAAUUAAGAAACAACAGAAUUAACCCUGAAAUACUGGUUCUGCUGGUCCAUCAAGCAUCCAGGCAGAUACUUUUCACUGAUAAGAAUACUUGUUUAAAGGUAAACUGUGCCUAUUGUUGUGCUAAUACGCCCUGGGUGUGUAGAGAAGAUGAGCACUGUGUACUCCGUACUGUAGCCUCUUGCCUUUACUUUCCAUCGAUAGAAAUAUAUCCGUCUGUAUCUAUAUGCACCGCCAGAACCCCAGAUACCCAGAAUUCUUUCCUCGAGAAGUUGGUUUUUUUGAAGAUGAGAAUUUGGCACUUUUCUCAAAUAUUCAUUGUGUUGACGUUUAUAGUCUGCGUAACCGUCCUGCUAAGGAGGGAGGGGCCUGAGUGCGACUGCGCGGAUUCUGUCCAGAAGAGAGAAUUUGAGGAACAGUUGCUACAAACAUGUUCCCCCGGAAACUUUUCUGUGAGACAAGACGCACUGGGGGUUCUUGACGUCCCAUACAAUUACCUUCUGGGAACUCCCAACGCUAAAAAACGGUUCCUGAGCGUCGGGAUAUCGUCUGUGAAGAGACAAAAACAGAACUACUUGCUGGAAACCAUCGACUCUGUCUUCAGCCACCUGAGCCCCGAGGAGCUGGACGAGGUCCUUCUCGUUGUCUUCUUGGCCAACCACGACCAUUCCCUAAACCUAAACACCGCCCAGGAGAUCAAGGGGAAAUUUGCCUCUGCCGUCGACGCCGGGCGUUUGAUCGUCGUGAGCACAUCUCCCAAACAUUACCCGCUGCUGGACGGCCUGAAGAGGAAUUACAAUGACGCACCGGAACGGGUCAAGUUCAGGUCCAAGCAGAACGUGGAUUAUGCUUUUCUGGUGAAUUUCUGUGCCAAUUUGUCCAGGUUCUACCUCAUGUUAGAGGACGACGUUUCCUGCGCCCACAAUUUCCUCACCAGGAUCAGGAAUAGCAUUGCGACUCAGAAGACCUCUUGGACCACCAUCACCUUCUCAAGCUUGGGUUACAUCGGGAAGCUCUACCACAGCAUAGACCUUCCCAAACUCGCCCGUUUCUUGCUCCUGUUUUAUGACGAGAUGCCUUGCGAUUGGCUGCUGGACCAUUUCCACAGAUCCAAAGCCCAACCGGAGAUAAUUCGGGUCAAACCGUCCCUCUUCCAGCACAUGGGGACCUACUCUUCCUUCCAAAACAACCAGAACAAGUUGAAGGACAAAGAAUUUAUGGAAGUGGUGGAAACGUUUGGAGACAGCCCGACGGCCUCUUGCUUUUCCAACAUAGAAGCCUAUUCGGAUAACGUGGCGGAUAACGUUUGCUUUGUAGGCCCUAAUUUCUUCUGGGGCAAAGACGUGACCCCUUCCAGCCAUUUCACCAUGGUCUUUCGGGAACCGGUCAACCUAGACAGAGUCACCAUCAUCACCGGAUCGGGGGAUCACCCGGGGGAUAUACUGAAAUCGGGGUACGCACAGCUGGGGCGGCACAAGGUGACGGAGGACGGACACGAGACCUGCAAAGACUUCACCAACAUUGGAGACUUCCAUGACGGGGGAUUUACGUACAAUAGUAGGAACAGCUCGGCGGGAAAGAGCGUCGACUGCCUGAGAGUGCGGGUUUCUGCCGCCCAAGAACAUUGGCUUUUAAUACAGAAAAUUGGGGUUUGGAUCCGAAAGUAAAAAAUAAAAGUGGAACGAGAGACUGCAGGAAUGUGAUUGGUUGGGUCAGUACUGAACCGAGAUGGAAAUGUUACUACUAACUGCUUAUACCUCCGGCCCAUGUGGGGAAUGUGUGUGGGGAGGGGAGAAUAUAAAAGUGAAGACUUACAUUUAUUUUCUGUAUUUAUUGUACAAUAUUAUUUUAAAAACCUGAUAUUUUGCCA
Messenger RNA from Xenopus tropicalis (tropical clawed frog), 1914 nucleotides. RefSeq names its product MGAT4 family member G (gene mgat4g). Bases 332 to 1711 code for a protein of 459 amino acids. Gene Ontology annotation, molecular function: acetylglucosaminyltransferase activity. The transcript is spliced from 4 exons. The record is from RefSeq and is a predicted model, not a curated record. NCBI's taxonomy places the organism in Eukaryota, Metazoa, Chordata, Amphibia, Anura, Pipidae.